Molecule: messenger RNA, 3033 nt
Organism: Glycine soja
Lineage: Eukaryota; Viridiplantae; Streptophyta; Magnoliopsida; Fabales; Fabaceae
Product: disease resistance protein RGA2-like
Exons: 1
Coding region: 1-3033 (1010 amino acids)
Biological process (GO): defense response to other organism
Molecular function (GO): ADP binding
Source: RefSeq, a predicted model, not a curated record
AUGGCUGAGUUUGUCAUCGAAACUUUGUUAGGGAAUUUGAACUCACUUGUUCAAAAGGAGUUGCAACCAUUUCUUGGUUUUGAUCAAGACUUGGAAAGGCUUUCCGGCUUGUUAACUACAAUCAAGGCUACACUUGAAGAUGCUGAGGAGAAACAAUUCUCAAACAAAGAUAUAAAAGAUUGGUUGGGAAAGCUAAAACAUGCAGCUCACAACCUGGAUGACAUCAUUGAUGAGUGUGCCUAUGAAGUAAUGAGGUUGGAGUACGAAGGGGUCAAGUGUGGUCCAUUAAACAAGCUACAAUGCUAUUGCUUAUCCUCUUUUCAUCCCAAGCGUGUUGUUUUUCAUUACAAAAUUUCUAAGAAAAUGAAAAGAAUAAGUGAGAGAUUAAGGGAAAUUGAUGAGGAAAGGACUAAGUUUCCUUUAAUUGAGAUGGUUCAUGAGAGAAGAAGACGAGUCCUUGAGUGGCGCCAAACUGUCUCUCGAGUCACUGAACCAAAAGUCUAUGGAAGAGAAGAAGAUAAGGAUAAAAUUUUAGACUUUUUGAUUGGUGAUGCUUCUCAUUUUGAGUAUUUAUCUGUCUAUCCAAUAACUGGUCUAGGUGGACUUGGAAAAACAACACUUGCCCAAUUCAUCUUCAAUCAUAAGAGGGUAAUCAACCACUUUGAGUUAAGAAUUUGGGUAUGUGUUUCAGAAGAUUUCAGUUUGGAGAGAAUGAUGAAAGCUAUCAUUGAAGCAGCAUCUGGGCAUGCUUGCACGGAUUUGGAUCUAGGGUCACAACAAAGAAGAAUUCAUGAUAUGCUUCAAAGAAAAAGAUAUUUGCUUGUUUUAGAUGACGUGUGGGAUGAUAAGCAAGAGAAUUGGGAGAGGUUGAAAUCUGUAUUGUCUUGUGGGGCCAAGGGUGCUUCCAUUUUAGUCACUACUCGUCAAUCAAAGGUAGCAACAAUCUUGGGAACAGUAUGUCCUCAUGAAUUACCAAUUCUACCUGACAAAUAUUGUUGGGAAUUGUUUAAACAACAAGCCUUUGGACCAAAUGAGGAAGCACAAGUAGAGCUUGCAGACAUAGGGAAGGAGAUAGUAAAGAAGUGUCAGGGAGUACCUCUUGCUGCAAAAGCACUAGGAGGUCUUUUACGCUUCAAAAGAAACAAAAAUGAGUGGCUCAAUGUUAAGGAUAGCAAACUUUUGGAGUUACCACACAAUGAAAACUCCAUAAUUCCUGUCCUGAGAUUAAGUUACUUGAACUUACCAAUUGAGCACAGACAAUGUUUUUCUUAUUGUGCAAUAUUUCCCAAAGAUGAAAGAAUAGGAAAGCAAUAUUUAAUAGAACUUUGGAUGGCUAAUGGAUUCAUUUCAUCUAAUGAAAAAUUAGAUGUUGAAGAUGUUGGUGAUGAUGUAUGGAAUGAAUUAUAUUGGAGAUCAUUUUUUCAGGAUAUUGAGACAGAUGAAUUUGGCAAAGUUACAAGUUUCAAGAUGCAUGAUCUUGUUCAUGAUCUUGCAGAAUCUAUUACAGAAGAUGUUUGCUGCAUUACAGAAGAAAAUCGUGUAACUACUUUGCAUGAAAGAAUACUCCAUCUAUCAGAUCAUAGGUCCAUGCGAAAUGUAGAUGAGGAAUCCACUAGUUCAGCGCAGUUGCAUCUAGUCAAAUCUUUGAGGACCUAUAUAUUGCCAGAUCUCUAUGGUGACCAACUUUCGCCUCAUGCUGAUGUGUUGAAAUGUAAUUCUUUGCGGGUACUUGAUUUUGUAAAAAGAGAAACAUUGUCAUCUUCUAUAGGUCUUUUAAAACAUCUAAGGUACUUGAAUCUCUCUGGGAGUGGUUUUGAAAUUCUUCCAGAAUCACUAUGUAAAUUGUGGAAUUUGCAAAUAUUGAAAUUAGAUCGUUGCAUUCAUCUCAAAAUGUUGCCUAACAAUUUGAUAUGCUUAAAAGAUCUAAAGCAAUUGUCUUUUAAUGAUUGCCCAAAACUAUCAAACUUGCCUCCUCAUAUAGGUAUGCUGACUUCCCUAAAGAUUUUAACCAAGUUCAUUGUUGGCAAAGAAAAAGGAUUCAGUUUGGAAGAACUGGGACCAUUGAAGCUUAAAAGAGAUCUUGACAUCAAGCAUCUAGGAAAUGUAAAAAGUGUAAUGGAUGCCAAAGAAGCCAAUAUGUCAAGUAAGCAGUUGAAUAAGUUGUGGUUAUCAUGGGAAAGAAAUGAAGACUCUGAAUUGCAAGAAAAUGUUGAGGGGAUUCUUGAAGUGCUUCAACCUGAUACCCAACAACUUCGGAAAUUAGAGGUGGAAGGAUAUAAAGGUGCCCGUUUCCCACAAUGGAUGUCUAGUCCUUCUCUCAAACAUUUAUCAAUUUUAAUACUUAUGAAUUGCGAAAACUGUGUACAACUUCCACCAUUAGGGAAAUUGCCUUCUCUAAAGAUUCUAAGAGCAUCACACAUGAAUAAUGUAGAAUACCUCUAUGAUGAGGAAUCCAGCAAUGGGGAAGUAGUUUUCAGGGCCCUAGAAGAUCUGACCUUCCGUGGUCUGCCAAAGUUUAAAAGGUUAUCAAGGGAGGAGGGCAAAAUCAUGUUCCCAAGCCUUUCCAUACUUGAAAUUGAUGAAUGUCCUCAAUUUUUGGGAGAAGAAGUACUGCUAAAAGGGUUGGACUCUCUCUCAGUAUUCAAUUGUAGUAAGUUCAACGUGUCGGCAGGUUUUUCUCGCCUUUGGAAAUUGUGGCUUUCCAAUUGCAGAGAUGUGGGAGAUUUGCAAGCUUUACAAGAUAUGACGUCCCUCAAGGUCUUAAGAUUAAAGAAUCUACCGAAGCUAGAAUCAUUGCCUGACUGCUUUGGAAACCUUCCCUUGCUUUGUGAUUUGAGUAUUUUUUACUGUUCCAAGUUGACUUGUCUUCCAUUGAGCCUGAGACUUACCAAUUUGCAACAAUUGACUAUUUUUGGUUGUCAUCCGAAGUUAGAAAAGCGUUGUGAGAAAGAAACAGGAGACGACUGGCUAAACAUAGCUCACAUUCCCCAUAUAUCUGUGGGCUAUAAACAUUAUGAUCAUAUUUCCGAUUAA